AUGGCUAGUGAUGAGAGUUUUGUAGCUCUUGUGCACUAUAGAGGGUCCAUUGAGAAGAAAGUGCGAUCAAGAAUUAAGUUCACUGACAAGAACCCACUGAGUAUUUUUCUCAAACCUUCGACAAGUUUCGCUGAGUUUAAGAGUACUAUACUCCAGAGACUAGGACUGCAUGGCGUGAAACGGGUGGAGAAGUUGUUCUAUCGAAUUCCAAUUUUUGUGUUACGCGAUGAUGUGAAGUAUGAUUCAUUCAUUAUUAGCAGUGACGAAGAUAUGCAGGUGCUAUUUCAUUGUCACCGUCAGUUUCCUGAGGUGAGGACUUCGGAGUUGUUGGCGAAACUUGUGGAUGUGGCAUCUAGUUCUGGAGGCUCGAACAGGAAUACGCACUCCACAGGACAUGUAGCCAGCUCUAGUGCAUUGCCUGUUGGAUUAUCGUCAGUAGUGCCGGUGAUUGCACCCGAGCCAGACUUAGUGGCUUCACCAUCGUUUGCCGUCAAUCUGAAUCGAAGUUGUGACACAUUAGUUGGCGAGGCUGGACUGUUGGGAGACGGUGAUUUCGCGGCGCACAGUUCUCCUCCGUGUGUUCCGGUAUUUGGAGAGGUUGGAGCACUCGAAGGGGUUGAGGAUGCAUUGCAGGAUGAUGAUGAUGAUGAUGAUGUAGAGCCCACAAUGAUUGCUGCGGAUGAUAGCGAGGAGGAGACACCACGGACGACUCCACCUGUCGAUGGGGGAGCAUCUAGUUUAGGUACUAAUCAGUAUCCCCUCCCCCACUUCUCUGCUCUGGACUUGGAUGCCAUGGCACCUCAGAAAGCUCCCUCUGUAUCUGUUGGCUUCGGGGCAAGAGACUCGCAAAAUACAGGAGGUGUAUAUGAGUUUCAGGUCGGCCAACAGUUUCAGGAUAAGGAGGAAGUCAUGCUUAGCGUGAAGACCUAUAGUAUUCGUCGCAGGGUUGAGUACAAGGUAUUGGAGUCGGAUCACCGCAAGUACUAUGGCAAGUGCAAGGAGUUCGGGAGCGGGCACGUAUGGCUAAUCCGGGUUAGCCUCCGCCAGCGCAAGGAAUUUGGGAGGUAA
This is a messenger RNA of Arachis stenosperma, 1068 nucleotides long. RefSeq lists its product as uncharacterized. Bases 1 to 1068 code for a protein of 355 amino acids. The record is from RefSeq and is a predicted model, not a curated record. NCBI's taxonomy places the organism in Eukaryota, Viridiplantae, Streptophyta, Magnoliopsida, Fabales, Fabaceae. The transcript has a single exon.